AUGACCCCGGUCGGUGGCGGGGAGUAUGCGUCCCCCACCACGCCGCAGAACGGCGCGGGCAACGGGAGCACGGACAACAUGGCCAACUUCUACAAUGAGGUCACGUCCAUACAAGACAGCAUCGCACAAUUUAGCGGCAAUGUCUCCCGGAUCUCAGACCUGCAUUCUCGCACGCUCAACAGCACCGACGACAACGCGAGCAGGCAAAACGAGGCCGUUCUGGAUGACCUAGUCGGACAGACGCGACAGCUGAGCACCGAGCUUAAGGAGAGGAUACAGACGUUGUCGUCAUAUCCGGUCACUCGCGCCCAGGACCAGGCCAUUCGCAAGAACCAGACCGCUCUUUUGCGUCAGAAGUUCGUGGAGGUGCUACAGAACUACCAGCAAGUGGAGAGGGAUUACCGGGCGAAGUACAGGCAGCGGGUAGAGCGGCAGUUCAAGAUCGUCAAACCUGAUGCCACACCGGAAGAAGUCGCAGCGGUGGUUAAUGACACCAAUGGCGCAGGUGCUCAGAUUUUCACGCAAGCGCUGUCGUCAUCAACACGCUAUGGCGAGUCUAGGACAGCCUACCGGGAGGUUCAGGACCGUCACAACGACAUUCAGAAGAUCGAGCGGACGCUUGAGGAACUGGCGCAGCUGUUCAAUGACAUGUCCGUACUUGUCGCGCAGCAGGAUGAGGCCAUUGACCAGAUCAAUACUAUGGCGGGCGAUGUGGAAGCGGACACGGGUGCUGGUCUCAAGGAGACCGAAAUAGCGGUGAAACAUGCCCGGUCAGCUCGGCGCAAACGCUGGAUCUGCUUCAUCAUCGCGGUCAUCGUUGUGCUGGUCCUCGCGCUCGUGCUCGGUCUGCAUUUCGGCCUGCAGAAGAACAACACCAACUAA
Messenger RNA from Trametes versicolor FP-101664 SS1, 882 nucleotides. RefSeq names its product t-SNARE. Gene Ontology annotation, biological process: exocytosis; intracellular protein transport; vesicle fusion. Gene Ontology annotation, cellular component: SNARE complex; endomembrane system; plasma membrane. Gene Ontology annotation, molecular function: SNAP receptor activity; SNARE binding. The record is from RefSeq and is a predicted model, not a curated record. The transcript is spliced from 7 exons. Lineage: Eukaryota; Fungi; Basidiomycota; Agaricomycetes; Polyporales; Polyporaceae. Bases 1 to 882 code for a protein of 293 amino acids.